This is a messenger RNA of Alternaria arborescens, 1167 nucleotides long. RefSeq lists its product as hypothetical. The transcript has 5 exons. Gene Ontology annotation, molecular function: acid phosphatase activity. NCBI's taxonomy places the organism in Eukaryota, Fungi, Ascomycota, Dothideomycetes, Pleosporales, Pleosporaceae. The record is from RefSeq and is a predicted model, not a curated record. The coding region runs from base 1 to 1167 and encodes 388 amino acids. Gene Ontology annotation, cellular component: fungal-type cell wall.
AUGAAAGCCGGCAGUACCCAGAAAGCAGUCGUGCACCGUAUGAAGGAAAGUCGGAGGGUUUUCACAGGUAACCUGACGUUCUUCAACGACUGGGAACUCUUUUGGUCUUCGGAUGAUACCCAUCUAGAACAGCUGACAUCCACCGGGCCCUUUGCUGGCACACUCAGUUCUUUCAGUACCGGUGUUCGUCUGCGCACCCGUUACCAACAUCUCUUGGAACGUACCUCUCUUGAAAAAACCCCCACCAAGUUCUGGGCUAGUGACUCCAACCGUGUCAUUGAGACAGCUAAGCACUUUGCUGCAGGUUUCUUCGGCAUGGAUUACAAUAUCGCCAACAAAGCUAUCCUACAAGUCAUUUCUGAACAUUCCUCACUGGGUGCUGAUACGUUGACACCUGGACGAACAUGUUUGGCCAACAAGAAAGACGAGAUGGAAGGCCAGCGAAAAGGAUAUCGUCUGUUGAAUGAGUACCGGGCAAGCUACAUGCCUGCCAUUCGCGAACGCCUAGCCAAGCAGACGGAAAUGUACUUCGAGGAUCACGAAAUCUAUGCCAUGCAAGAGAUGUGUGGUUUUGAGAUUACAGUACGCGGUCGCAGCGACUGGUGUAACGUUUUCACUCAGGACGAAUUCCUCAGUUUCGAGUACGCACGAGACGUUCUGCAUUACUAUCGUGCAGGUCCAGGCCAGAAGUAUGCAGCAAGUAUGGGGUGGCUGUGGCUAAACGCGACGACGAAUUUGCUGGUUGAGGGGCCGGGCGCUGGUCCGUUGUUCUUCAGCUUCAAUCACGACGGUGAUAUCGCACCACUCAUGUGUGCGCUUGAUGUCAUCAAUGACGAAGAACAUCUGCCCAUCACGCACAUCGCCCACGACCGUAAAUGGCGAAAGUCUCAGGUUUCGCCUAUGCAUGGACGUAUCAUCUUCGAACUAUUGUCUUGCAAGACAGAUACUCAAUCUUCGCCUGGCGAGUUCGUCAGACUCAACAUCAACGACGGUAUCACCGCUAUUCCGGGCUGCGACAGUGGCCCCGGAAAGAGUUGUCCACUAGCAGAAUUUGCCGCCCGGACAAGGAAAAGGGGAGAAGAAGUCGGAAACUUCAACGAGUUGUGUGGGCUGGACGGUGACGCUGCAGAGCGGAUCACUUUCCUGCAUCAAAAAAGAGAAGUGUAG